AUGUGGCAUCACUUGAAAAGACCGUGGAGUUGCAUUAUCGGGUUGGGUUGUCAGUUCAUCAUACUACCAGCUUUGGGUCUUGGACUGUGUACUGGUCUCCACUUGCCACCGUACCAGUCCUUAGGCGUGCUAAUCGUCACUUGCAGUCCAGGAGGUGCCUUCUCUAACUUCUUCACUUACUGGGCAGAUGGUGACCUCGCCCUUAGCAUCAUGAUGACUGCAAUUUCCUCUAUGGUGGCAUUCGGUGCAAUGCCACUUAAUCUGUGGCUAUACACACAAACCUGGACGAACCAAGAGUUGCGUGUACCGUACAUGAACAUUCUUCUAAGUCUGGCGUUUGUCACGACACCUGCUGUCGUUGGAAUGGUCGUCAGGCACUAUAAUAGGAAGUGGGCCAAUUAUAUUUCGAAGGUGUGUGGUCUCCUUGGGUGGGUGGGCGCCAUAACAUGCGGUGUGAUGCUCAUCCUCAUGUACUGGGAUGCCAUCGUUAACACUUCCGUCUUCCUUGCGAUCGCAGCAGCAGUUGUACCCCUCUCUGGAUUCAUCAUCGCCUAUUUCAUCGCCAAAGUCGUAUGCUUUAAUCACAAAGUGUGCCGUACUGUUGCCAUAGAGACUUCAUGUCAAAACAUUGUGGUAGCUACCAAUGUUAUGCUGCUCUCCUUCCCUUGGCCUGAGAUCCGUGGACAGCUCGUGAUCUUCCCUGUACUGUACGGUCUCUGUCAGCUAGGGCAGAUGCUGACAGGGAUUGCCAUUUUCCAGGUGUGGAUGUUCAUACAUCGAGAUGAUGUCACUGAAGAGGAUAUCACAUCAGUGGUAGAUAAUACGAUUCUCACCAGCAUACCCGUCCCUGCCCAUAAAACAUCUCAA
This is a messenger RNA of Penaeus monodon (black tiger shrimp), 867 nucleotides long. Its product is annotated as solute carrier family 10 member 6-like. Gene Ontology annotation, cellular component: membrane. Gene Ontology annotation, biological process: bile acid and bile salt transport. NCBI's taxonomy places the organism in Eukaryota, Metazoa, Arthropoda, Malacostraca, Decapoda, Penaeidae. Gene Ontology annotation, molecular function: bile acid:sodium symporter activity. The record is from RefSeq and is a predicted model, not a curated record.